Messenger RNA from Scophthalmus maximus (turbot), 2354 nucleotides. RefSeq lists its product as uncharacterized. Lineage: Eukaryota; Metazoa; Chordata; Actinopteri; Pleuronectiformes; Scophthalmidae. Bases 66 to 1949 code for a protein of 627 amino acids. The transcript is spliced from 8 exons. The record is from RefSeq and is a predicted model, not a curated record.
UUUCGCGAUUUUGCGACAGAAGAAUUUUGAAUCACAAAGCGCCUCUUGAUCUGUUAGUCUCGUAUAUGUUCGCCUGCAACUUCUUCUCACCAUCUAUCAGCACCGAACAUAUUUUCACACCCAACAUGGACGCGUUGUUAAAACAACAAAUGCACGAAAAUAGCACCAACUUCAAAAAUUCGCUGGAUCGGAUCAUAUACAAGUACUCGAAGCUUCAGUACCAAGGCGGCGGGACGGAGGUGGACCUCGUCCAUAUAAACACCCGAACACUUGGACGAUACAUGAGCCGGUCAAAAAAGCAGCUGGACGAGCUGGACUCAAAGAGCCUGAUAGAGUUGAGAGAGGAGUCGUUCAGAGCGCAGGACAUUACGAGAGACUCUCAGUUGGACUUCACGUAUGAAGACGUGGGCUUUGAUGAGACUUGUGCAUCCUCCUGUCAGUUUGCUGGUGACAACAAUGAUGAUGGGAUGGCUAGAGGUGACAUACCUGAGUCGACCAAGAGCUCAUUGGAUAAGAGUGAGCAAAACAUCUCUGAAACGGAGCUCCAGCCCGAGGACCGAGACGAGGAGCUGGAGAUGACCCUGAGGCGUCAUGGUACCUCUUUAGUGGAGCUCUACCCCAGCUUCAUUGAUCGAAUCGAAAGAGCCUGGCAUCGGAGAAAUCUCUCAGAGGCCGCAGACUCGGUGCUGAGGAAGUACCGCAAGUGGCGACAGCACUCGAACAGAGGCAGUCCCGACAACACCUUCAAUGUCACACUGAGGCAAACCAACGACGUCCCAGGGGAGAUGACAAGCGGGAUGCUGCUCGAGGAGAACGUCAGCAGCCCAGAGGAUAGGCAGUUCACGAGGGGUCAACCUGCCCAUCGCUCUCCUUCGCAGCUCGCAUCUGACCUGCCGGGUUUGCGAGCACAGCAGCCGUCUCCAGGGAGGGAGAGGGGCUGGCUGAGAAGAGCGCAGCACCAGCCCGUCCUCGUGAUGGACCUUUAUGGAGCCUGUGAGACCUCCGUCCCGAAAGGGAUCUCACUGAACCAGACGUUUACCGUGUGUGAACUAUCACAGCUGGGAGGACAGCCUCGCACCUACGGCGCCAGUCCUUCUCGCCAUCCCUCUGCAUCCCCGGACCCGUCUCUUAGGUCCAAAAGACUUUCUCUCACUGCGCACCCAGAGGCGGCUCCUGGUGGCUCUGUGUAUGCAUCAGAUAUCUACAGCUCUCCGGUCAGGCAGAGUCCCUUAAAAGCACGGAUGAUGAGUAGCCUUGGUGGAUCCCCUCGCCCCUUUUUGAUGAGCCCCAGAGAUUUUUCUUUUGAAUGCUUUUCCAGAGAGCCUACGAGGCCCAGAUUGAGGUCUACAUCUCUGUCCUCCCCAACACAAAGGCCUACUGUGCCACUGAGGGUGCUUCAGGCUCGAGACUCUCAUCUCUCCCCAGAGCCACGGCUGCAUUCGCCUCAGUCGGCGAAAGCAGGUCGUCCCAAGCUCCGACGGCACCUAUCAUUCGACUCCUCCCUGCCGUCCACCGGUUCACCGAAGACCCUUGACGAGGACCUGAUGAAACUCUACCACAACUUUGUCUGCCUGAACAAAUCAUCUUUCUUUAGCAGUCAUCCGUGCCGCCUCUGCCGUGCGAAAAGCCCCGAGGCCAGCAGAGGCCACUACUCCUCGUCUUUGUCGGCUCUCGCCCUGUCGCCUCACUGCUCCGUCCUGAGGAAACGCCACAGGGAGUUGGGCUGGAGCGGCCAUCCCCGUUCCAAGCGCUCCAGGGACGAGAACUGCACGUCCUCCCCGGGGUCCAAGCGUCACGGGAAUGAAAUGCUGAGGCGCCAUCUCCUGCGACCUGAACUGUGUCGUGAUGACUUCUCCUGCAGCUCCAGUCAACACAGCCCCCAGCGGCGCUCAGCCGAUGCACAUCAGGCCCAGACGGGGAAGACCUUCAUCUGCAGAAAAUGGUGGUGAACAGGGAUCACGCCUGUUCCAGAAAAUCCUGCUUCUCCAGGUGUGGAAAACAGAUCAUUGUUGGUCCCAUAACAAAUAUCAAAGUAUGUGUGCAGUGUGAUGUUUCCACAAUGAAUGUUGGUGAAAAGUUUAGAGAUUAGAGCGGCUCUGAGCUUUUCUCAGCUGGUACAGUCUGAGCUCAGCAGGUGGUAUUACUAGACAACUGUACCACUGUUGGAACAUAAAAGCUCAAAGUAUAGUAUAGUUAUCUAUAUUUUUUAAUCAGUAAUUUUAAAACCAGCUUUCAGUGAUAAGGUCAUUCUCAUGUCCUGUAGUUAGGUUUUAGACUUUGUGCUGUGUCCCAUCAUAUAAUAAUGCGGUUUUGUUUUUCUUAUCUGUUCAUUAUUAAAAUAAAAUUGUAUGUCA